This is a messenger RNA of Nematostella vectensis (starlet sea anemone), 1147 nucleotides long. Its product is annotated as lactadherin. The record is from RefSeq and is a predicted model, not a curated record. The transcript is spliced from 6 exons. The coding region runs from base 24 to 1049 and encodes 341 amino acids. NCBI's taxonomy places the organism in Eukaryota, Metazoa, Cnidaria, Anthozoa, Actiniaria, Edwardsiidae.
UACAAAAUGGAAAGUGCAAGAAAAUGCCACUGAAUGACGUUCAACAUGGAAAGCAUCUCAAAAGUCACAUCGAAAAUAGCUUCACAGACAUCUCUCUGGGACAAUGCAGUGUAAAUUGCUACCUAAGUGAGGUCUGUCAAUCAGUCAACUACGACAGCACAUCAAAAACCUGCCAGACCAGUAUAUCUACUCGCCAUCAACACCCAGCGGACUUGGAGGAGAAAGCAGGAAGUGUCUAUAUUGGGUCCAAGAAUGACUGCGUCCAAGGUUCAUGCCCUGAUGACAAAAUGUGCAAAGUGGACUUCGCUGGCGGUGGCGCCUCGUGCGUUUGCCCAAUCAAAUCGGAUCCAAAUGUCUCCCCAUGUGUCAUACCAUGUGACUCUAGUCCUUGCAAGAAUGGUGGAUCUUGCACCAACAAACCAGACAACACUGGCUACACGUGCACUUGCACGAGCGAGUAUACGGGGACUGAAUGCGAAAAAAAAAGCCCCUGCAAGAAUGGCGCAACUUGCACCAACUCCGCUGAUAACUCUGGCUACAUUUGUACCUGCAGCAGUGUAUUCACUGGCAAUACAUGUGAAAUUGACAUCACAACCUGCAGUAGUACCGCUAUCGGCCUGGAAAGCAGUGCGAUCAUUCCUGACGACAGGUUUAGCGCAUCAUCCCAUUACCGUUACUGUGACGCGACGUACGGACGGCUUAAUUAUCACCGCAAGUACUGGGCACCGGAGUACAGAAGUGGUGAUCACUACCUACAAACCGACAUGAUAUCCAUACAUAUAGUUUGUGCAGUAGCUACCCAGGGUAGUGGCGAGAUUGAUGACGAGUGGACCACCAGAUACAAGCUUUCAUUUGCACUUGUAUCUGGAACAUGGAGCAUCUACCGAGAAAAUGGUGUCGAAAAGGACUUCAUAGGAAAUGUCGACAAGAGAAACGUGAAAAAGAAUUCCCUCGCCAACCCGACCAACGCAAGAUUUGUCCAGUUUAUUCCCACGGCUUACAGUAGCUGGCAGGCGUUUAGAGUGGAGGUCUACGGAACCAAGAUAUAGUUGAUGUACGAUAAUAGUGAACUUAAGCAGCGAUGGCGGCAAAGGCAAGAAACGUACACCUUUUGCUUUUCAUUACCGAGAAAUACGCUUUCAUUUAC